Messenger RNA from Glycine soja, 1294 nucleotides. RefSeq lists its product as uncharacterized. The record is from RefSeq and is a predicted model, not a curated record. The coding region runs from base 51 to 1055 and encodes 334 amino acids. Lineage: Eukaryota; Viridiplantae; Streptophyta; Magnoliopsida; Fabales; Fabaceae. The transcript is spliced from 2 exons.
AUUUCUCUGUGAAUUUCCUCAUAUUUCUCUAAGACACAGAAUAUUUAAGAAUGGAGUUCACCAAAACAAGUUCCCUCCUAAUAUUCUUGCUAGUGUUUGUCUCAAGCUUGAUCCAUGCUAAGGCAUACCAAAAUCUAUACUGUGGCAGAGGAACCAGAUGCUAUGGAAAGUACAUCACAUGUCCUGCUGAAUGCCCUAACAGUGAAACAAACAAUCCUAAGACUAAGGUUUGCCAAAUCGAGUGCAACAAACCUACUUGCAAGGCAGUCUGCAGAAGUCGCAAGCCAAACUGCAAUGCACCAGGAUCAGGAUGCUAUGAUCCCCGUUUCAUUGGUGGAGAUGGUAGAGUCUUCUACUUCCACGGAAAGACCAACGAACACUUCUCCUUAGUCUCCGAUUCCAACCUUCAAAUCAAUGCACGCUUCAUUGGACACAGGCCUGAAGGAAGAAGCCGUGACUACACAUGGAUCCAAGCCCUUGGAAUCCUCUUCAACUCCAAAAGCUUCUCACUUGAGGCCACCAAGACACCCCAGUGGAAUGAUGAACUUGACCACUUCAAAUUCACCUACAAUGAGAACCAAGUAGCCCUAGCUGAAGGCUCUCUCUCCACUUGGCACAGUGAAGAAAAAGAUAUAAAGGUGGAGAGAGUGGCAAGCAAGAACAGUGUGAUGGUUACAGUGAAGGAUGUGGCUGAAAUAUUGGUGAAUGUUGUGCCAAUAACCAAAGAGGAUGACAGAAUCCACAACUACCAAGUGCCUUCUGAUGACUGUUUUGCUCACUUGGAAGUUCAGUUCAGAUUCUUUGCUUUGUCCCAAAAAGUUGAUGGUGUACUUGGAAGGACUUAUAGGUUGGAUUUUGAGAACCCAGCAAAGCCUGGUGUGGCUAUGCCUGUUGUUGGAGGAGAAGACAAGUACAGGACUAACUCAUUGCUCUCUCCUGAUUGUGUUUCUUGUGUGUUCUCACAGGAAAGUUCUGCUGAGAAAGAGACCAUGGAAUAUGGCACCCUUGAUUGCACCAAGUUUUCAAAUGGGUUGGGAAUCGUUUGCAGGAAGUGAAAACUGUUUUUUAUUAUCCUUAAUUUAUGUUGUGUUGGGUAUGUUUAGAAACAAUAAUCCAAUGCGUGGUUGAGGUGAAAAAUCUGAAACCUCGUUUUGGGAAUAAUGAUUCUAUAUAUGCACACUAGUUUGCCUUUGUCGUAUGCUCAGUCACUCAUUGUAAUGUUAAACUCUUGUAUUGUUGCAGUACUUAUUAACUGCCAUGCAUGAAAAUAAAAAUGUUGUGUUUGUAGUUUAAA